AUGAAACUUAUUAUCAUGGUAUUCAAUAACGAUUCAAUAAAAGUUAGCCCCGAUCUUUCUAAUGAUAUUGGACGUUUAUUAUCUUUGGAUCAACAACUGGAACGUGGUAUAAAAUCGUGCAAUGUUAUUGAAUUAUCGCACUUAUUUUAUGAAUAUUAUGACAACGCAGAAGGAAAUCGAAAUCUAGACAAGAUAGCUGGUUUACGGUGGAUGAUGAAUCAGUGUUUUCAUCUCAACAUGGACAAGACAUGGUCCGUAUAUGACUGGUCACAAUUUCCAUUAUCCACUGCUAAAUUAUCUUAUGCGUGCAAUGAUGUAACAUCGAUGAUGAAAAUAUAUCGUUUUUUAAAUCCGCAUUAUAUGAAUGAUAACAAUAAUUCAUCAUAUGAAAAACCAAUUAUCGUAUCAAAUCAUACAUCAAAGUUUUCUUUCGUAGAAUGUGUCAUGCAGGCUAAGUCUCAUAAAGAUAAAGCAACAUCGGUCUUACGUAAAUGGGGUAAAAGCUUCUUUCAGGAAUACCGUUUGAAAAUUGAUUACAUUGUAAAUGCGAUCAAUCGACGUAUUCCUCAACGAUUUCGAGAACGACGUGAUAAUAUUGAAAAGCGUGCUAUGAUCAAUUGUGAACGAGGAAGAUGGUGGCAACGCAAUGCAGCUGUGAGACUUGCAGUGGAACCAUUUAUAGUGGCCGAUAUAUGCGCGAAUGAAGAAGUUCUUGACUCUAAAUCACCAGGUGACUGGAACACACCUAUUAGUUCAUGGGACCCAAAUUAUUGUCACAAGAAAUUUCUCGAAUUGACUGGAUAUGAAAAAAGCAACUUCUGA
Molecule: messenger RNA, 822 nt
Organism: Didymodactylos carnosus
Lineage: Eukaryota; Metazoa; Rotifera; Eurotatoria; Philodinida; Philodinidae
Source: the annotation of a GenBank genome assembly